Molecule: messenger RNA, 564 nt
Organism: Daucus carota subsp. sativus
Lineage: Eukaryota; Viridiplantae; Streptophyta; Magnoliopsida; Apiales; Apiaceae
Exons: 2
Coding region: 1-564 (187 amino acids)
Source: RefSeq, a predicted model, not a curated record
AUGAGAUUUCCUUUCAUCUUCCUUUUUGUCGUCUCGUGUUUGUCCUCGGUCAUUCAUGGCUCAUCACAUCCCAAAACGCCGCCACCAGGACUAGCACAAACCAAAGGGCAACCAGGACUAGCAUCACCCAAAGCGCCACCGGGACUAGCAAAACCCAAAGGCGCUCCACCAGGACUGGCAGAAGCCAAAGGCGCGGCAUCAGGACAAGCAAAAGCCAAAAGCUCUACACCGGGACUGGCAGAAGCCAAAGGCGCUGCACCAGGACAGGCAGAAGCCAAAGGCGCGGCACCAGGACUGACAAAAACCAAAGGCGCUGCACCAGGACUGACAGAAGCCAAAGGCGCUGCACCAGGACUGAAAGAAGCCAAAGGUGCGGCAGCAGGACUAGCAAAAGCCAAAGGCGCUGCACCAGGACUAGCAGAAGCCAAAGGCGCUGCACCAGGACUGGCAGAAGCCAAAGGCGCGGCAGCAGGACUAGCAAAAGCCACAGGCGCGGCACCAGGACUGAAGCCAAAGGCGCAGCACCAGGACUGGCAGAAGCCAAAGCCGCGGAACCAGAAGUAG